Molecule: messenger RNA, 1053 nt
Organism: Paramecium tetraurelia
Lineage: Eukaryota; Ciliophora; Oligohymenophorea; Peniculida; Parameciidae
Exons: 1
Source: RefSeq, a predicted model, not a curated record
AUGCUUAAACUAAAUUAACAGAUACUUAUAAGAAGUACCCAUGCCAAUUGUAACUCGACUUUUUAAUAAUUAAUUCAUCAGGACUCCUCUUAAAAAUUUCAGAUAACAUAAAAUAAUAGAAAAAAAUCAUCUGAACAUAUCAUAUAGAAAUAAAACCUUAAAGCUCAAAAUUAGUUCCAGGAAAGAAAGAAACAGAAUUCAAUUCCAGAUAUUUUAUACGUCUAAAACAGCUUUAUAAAAUGUCACACUCAAACUUAUAAUGAACCAGAUAAUAAGGAUUACGAAAUCUAAUCCAAAAAACUAAAGACAUAUCAGAAUUUGGAUAUCUCUCCAAAAAGAAUAAGUCAAGAUGCUUCACCUUUAUAAAACAUUCUCAUUAAUAGAAAAAGAACUUGUGUGAGUGAAAAUAAAAAAGGAUUAUUCAAAGAGAAUGAAUUACAAAAAAAACCGAGAUAAAAGGUUCCUAAUCAUUUACAGAUAUUUAAUCAGGAUUUUGAUUAACCAUCAAAUAGAAUUACUUUUUAAGCCUCUAGCUAUAUUGAUGAUGAAAAAUUGAUUCUCAAAUCAAUUGAAACUCCAGGCACAGCUUAGUUUAUGUAAUCAAAUAAGGAUGAUAAUUUUGUAUAUCUGAAUGAGAAUGUGUAUUAAAAUACUGAAAAUUAUGCAGAUUAGUAAAUUUAUUAACGUAAGCUAUCUUGUUAAGAGGAAACUUUUAUGCCUGUUUAAAAAACUGUUCAGACCAAAAAGCCUUACUUCUAAUCUAAGAAAGGGAAUUAAGAUCAUUAAAGUAAGCUAGAGUGUAGAAAAAUUAUGACUAUUUUAGAUACAUAAUAGGAUCGAAUCUUUGAAUCAAUUGGACUGAACUCUAGUGAAAUUCGCUAUUCUCCAAGAAGUGAUGGAUUGAAUAAGACUCUAAAGUGUGAUGAACAAACCAAGAAAAACGACGAAUUCAUCUAAUACAAAUAGAUUUAAUCUAAAAAGAAUGUUAUUAAAGAUGAAAAUCAACCAUAUUGGAAAUUAAGAGAAGUGAGUCAUUCCAAAAAGAAAGGAUGA